GAUUGUCAAUUUGUUUUCGUUAAGUUGCCAGCUGAGAUAAAAAGUUGCGUGAAUUGGUGUGAAUUUCUUUUGAUUUUUACAAUUUUAUUUGCAAAAAACAAUGCUAAGUCGCUGUUCUAGGACAUUCACCGUAGCUCAACAGUUUCGGAGAUUGCAGAGCACAUUGGUAAUUGCUGAGCACAAUGACAAGGUUCUCACUCCAAUCACGGGAAAUGCCGUAACGGCUGCCCAGCAACUUGGAGGCGAUGUCACGGUCCUCGUGGCUGGUUCCCAGUGUGGACCUGUUGCUGAGGCUGCUGCCAAACUCUCAGGGAUCUCCCGGGUCCUCCUGGCUGACAGUGAUGCCUUCAAGGGAUACGUCCCUGAAGCCCUGACACCGCUCGUCUUGGCCGCUCAGAAUCAGUUCAAAUUCAGUCACAUCGUGGCUGGAGCUUCAGCCUUCGGGAAGAGCCUUGCUCCCCGGAUUGCUGCCAAGCUCGAUGUCUCCCCCAUUUCGGAAGUCAUCGGCAUUAAAUCUCCCGACACAUUCGUCCGGACGAUUUACGCAGGAAAUGCCGUCCUGACGCUCAAAGCCAAGGAUCCAGUCAAAGUGCUCACGAUCCGCUCCACAAAUUUCCCCCUGGCCACUGAAGGGGGCAGUGCAGCUGUCGAGAAGGCUCCCGAGGGCAAUUACAAGACAGACCUGACCACCUUCGUGAGCCAGGAACUCACAAAGUCCGACCGCCCAGAGUUGACCAGUGCAAAGAUUAUCAUUUCCGGAGGACGUGGCCUGAAGUCCGGGGACAACUUCAAGCUACUCUACGACCUCGCUGAUAAAUUUGGGGCUGCCGUGGGGGCUUCCCGGGCGGCUGUUGAUGCUGGAUACGUACCGAAUGAUCUCCAAAUUGGACAGACGGGAAAAAUCGUCGCUCCGGAACUCUAUAUUGCUGUUGGAAUAUCAGGAGCUAUUCAGCAUCUUGCUGGUAUGAAAGAUAGCAAAACAAUUGUGGCGAUCAACAAAGAUCCCGAAGCACCAAUUUUCCAAGUAGCCGAUUAUGGCCUUGUGGCUGACCUCUUCAAGGCCGUUCCCGAAAUGACAGGAAAGUUGUAAUAAAAAAUAAAUAAAUAAAAAUGAGAGAGGGACUAAAAACCAUUUUGUUAAAAAAAGAAUUAGUAAUUUUUGAAAAUAAUAAAAUUGGAAACGAAUUGCAUUUAUCGGAAAAAAG
Messenger RNA from Phlebotomus papatasi, 1205 nucleotides. RefSeq names its product electron transfer flavoprotein subunit alpha, mitochondrial (gene wal). Lineage: Eukaryota; Metazoa; Arthropoda; Insecta; Diptera; Psychodidae. Bases 101 to 1090 code for a protein of 329 amino acids. Gene Ontology annotation, molecular function: electron transfer activity; flavin adenine dinucleotide binding. The record is from RefSeq and is a predicted model, not a curated record. Gene Ontology annotation, cellular component: mitochondrion. The transcript has 3 exons.